Molecule: messenger RNA, 780 nt
Organism: Wickerhamiella sorbophila
Lineage: Eukaryota; Fungi; Ascomycota; Dipodascomycetes; Dipodascales; Trichomonascaceae
Exons: 1
Coding region: 1-780 (259 amino acids)
Source: RefSeq, a predicted model, not a curated record
AUGCAGCUCGUAGAACUGGCGGGCGAGGUCGUAGCGCUCUUUGCUUCUGCUGCAGUGGGAUUCCCGUAUUUGCUCAGCUUGGAGCACACUUUCAGGCUUCAGCGCCCGAGUGGUGUCCCCAACCUUCAAUGGCAUCUCUGGACAGGGUGUUUUUUUUUACUGUCAGUAUACUUCAACUUUCACCCAAAACCCAUUCACAAUCAUCAUCACCAUUUGGUCACUGACAUGGUAAAGUUUCCAAAUGUCCUUAUGUACAGUCUCCCUCUGAUCACUCUUCUAGUAUUCGUUUGUCGAAUCUACGACCUGUAUCUUGAGAAUAUGCCCAAGGAUGCGGCCUGGAAAACAAAACUUUCCACCGUGGGUCUUUGGAUUGUCCCUUCUGUGGUGAUUGCCGCGGUUUCUACUAUCGGCGCAUGGAUGCUCAUCCACUCCCCUUUUCGACGCUCAUUAAUUCUGUACGGACUAGGCGGUCUUGGGAUUGUUGGUUCAGUUAUGUUUGCAAUUGCCUGCUUGACCCAAUUCACGCGCUCGUCAAAGGAUGUCCAAAGCUCCUCGGUCCUGCUACACCACCUGCCUUUUCUUGUCCAGCUGCUUGGGCUCAUGUGCCUGAACGUGGUCUUGGUUCUGAAUUUUGUCAAUCCAGACUGGAUCGGCGUUAUCCAGUUCGGGAUCAUGUUCUUGGCCAAUCUCGCUUUUGUGGUGAGCAGACUGAUUGUCAGAUCUCGCGGUUAUGCCCCAGUCAUCGAAGAUGAGACUGAAAUUGACGAGUUCGAAGUGUAA